AUGAAAGUCACAAUAAUAAUAUUUUUUUUAUUAACUAUAACUUCUAUUACAAUUAAUGCUGCGCCUACUACUUCAAGAUCCCCAGUAUAUACAAUACCCUUGCAAAUUAAUGAAUCCCCAGAUUACUAUACAUGGAAACAAAAAAUUGCACUUCAAAAAAACCGUACACUUUCAAAAUACUCUAAAAAAGAAGUAAAUCUUCCAAUUCAUGAUUCCAAUGAUAUAGCCUAUUAUGGGCCAAUUGAAAUCGGUGGACAAACAUUCCAGGUAGUAUUCGAUACUGGGUCCGCAGACCUUUGGGUUCCUUUGAUUGGUUGUUCAAGUCCUUCCUGUAGAAAUCAUACAUCAUUUGAUCCUGCUAAAAGCAAAAAUUUCAAGAAGCUUGAUAAAACAUUUUCCAUACAAUACGGAGCAGGUUCAGUUUCAGGUGUAGCCGGAACUGACGAUAUUUCAAUUGCUGGUACGAUAGUAACAACUCAAACUUUUGGAUUGGCGGAGUUGCUUUCUCCAGUAUUUGUCACUGAAAAAUUCGAUGGUAUCAUGGGAAUGGGCUUCGAUAAAUUAAAUACUCUAAACGCCAAAACUCCUUUCUCUAACAUGGUUGAGCAGAAAUCGGUUAAUGAACCCAUCUUUAGUUUCUAUUUGGGCCGCACGACGGAUAAGACAGCCACCAGAAGCCAAUUGACUUUAGGUGGUGUUGAUAAUUCAAAAUUUACGGGUGAACUUAAUUACAAUAAAGUUACAGGUGACACUGGAGAUUGGCUAAUUAAUCUGGGCGGUGUUAGUGUUGACAAUAAACUUCAAAGAAUAAAUACAAGAGAGGCGAUAAUUGAUACAGGCUCUCUACUAAUUUUAGCUCCGCUUGAAGAUUUUACGCAUAUUAUUAAUUUAAUUCCAGGUUCUUAUUACGAUCCAGAUGAAGAUUAUUUCAUUAUUCCUUGCGAUACUUCUGUAAUCAUUGCUAUUAUUUUUGGUGGCAUCAGCUAUGAAAUUUCACUUAUAGAUUUAGUAAUUGAAGUGGAUCCAAAUGUUUGUGUUUCUGGAAUUCAGGGGUGGUCUGAAGAUCAGUGGUUACUUGGAAAUGUAUUCUUGAAGAAUGUUUACACUGCAUUUGAUAUAAAACAGCCAGCUGUUGGAUUUGCACAUAAAGUAUAG
Messenger RNA from Ambispora gerdemannii, 1155 nucleotides. Lineage: Eukaryota; Fungi; Glomeromycota; Glomeromycetes; Archaeosporales; Ambisporaceae. The record is from the annotation of a GenBank genome assembly.